AUGGGGUACUUGGACCAGCCACCACUGACUCUGCACAGAACAUCCUACAUGCACAUGAACUUCUGCAAUGAGCACAACGUUCCAGAAUGUGUCACACAUAUCAAUCAGGAGGUGCUAUCACUGGGACUUCCACCAGUUUGGACGCAGUCUGGCAGCAGCUCCGACGUGAAUGUUGUCUCGCUACUUAACUGCGUGUACGAGCUGCUUCAGCUCCACCGCAGAGGCCUCCAAACUGUGGAGAACAUGGAGAUGGAGCAGUUGAAGUCCAGCAACAGUGUUGACUCCCUGCAGCUCACCAUCACGCGAUUGAAGGAGCAGCUUGAACUUGCCAAAAGAGAGAACACGGGUCUUCUUGAGCGGGAACGACAGCUCCAGCUGAAAGUGAAGAGUUUGCAGAACUCCUUGAAAAGCGAAAAGGAAGAGAUUCACAAGCUACAGAACAUUGUGUCCAGCCGGGCUAGCCAGUACAAUCACGAAAUGAAGAGAAAAGAGAGAGAAUUAAACAAACUGAAAGAGAGACUGAAUCAGCUCCUGGUCGACAAAAAGGAGAAGAGACUUGCGAUUGACGUGUCAAAUAAACUUGGAAGGGCAGACGGCAAGAGGAGCCUCUGGAAGACUGAGAAGACGGUAGCAAAGCACGAGGGGGAGAUGUACAAAACUCUGCUUCGGGACUACGAGAGCAGGCAGAAGGAGCUACUGCUAGAAAAUGCUGAAUUGAGAAAGGUUUUGAAGCAGAUGAAAAAAGAGAUGGUGGCCAUUCUCAGUUCCAGGAAGCCAAAUGUCAAUGGAGACAAACAGGACAACGGUGCUCAAGAAGUGGACUCGGAUGAGGAAGAAGAAGGGAUUGAUUCUUGUAAGGAGAGUGUAGAGCUGUUUAGUGUUCACGCUCGGGAGAAGUUGACCAACGGUGUUCGGCGUCAGCUGAAAAAAUUGAAGACCCACGUUGAGAGACUGGAUAGCCGAGAUGACAGCGAAGACACUGAGAAUGUUCCCCAAGACACAUCCAAGGAAAUGGGCAAACUAAGACUCGAGGCCCGGCAGUGUAAAGACUAUAUUCAGAAACAGCAACACCUCCUGCAGCAGAAACUGAGCGCUCAGUGUGAAGAGGAGACGUCCGCCAUGCUGGCCGAUUGCCACAUGUUCCAGGAGAAAGAUUGUCUCCGAGACGAGUGGAAGACCCUCGAGGGCCAGAGGAAGAGUUUUGAGAGGGAGAGGAGGAACUUCACAGAGGCAGCAAUCCGACUGAGUGAAGAGAGAAAGACCUUUGAGGAAGAACGCGCCACGUGGCUCAAACACCAGUUUUUAAACUCGAGCCCUUUUGCCGACUCCAAGAAACCACAGUCGCACUGUGCCUUUCAGACACUAGCUGAAAAAGAGCCCAGUAGAGCAUCGCUUCCUGAAAGGGCCGUCACCUCUCCCACCCCUGGAUGUGCACCAAGUUUUUUUUGGGGGGUACAGGUGGACUCGGAUGAGGAAGAAGAAGGGAUUGAUUCUUGUAAGGAGAGUGUAGAGCUGUUUAGUGUUCACGCUCGGGAGAAGUUGACCAACGGUGUUCGGCGUCAGUUGAAAAAAUUGAAGACCCACGUUGAGAGACUGGAUAGCCGAGAUGACAGCGAAGACACUGAGAAUGUUCCCCAAGACACAUCCAAGGAAAUGGGCAAACUAAGACUCGAGGCCCGGCAGUGUAAAGACUAUAUUCAGAAACAGCAACACCUCCUGCAGCAGAAACUGAGCGCUCAGUGUGAAGAGGAGACGUCCGCCAUGCUGGCCGAUUGCCACAUGUUCCAGGAGAAAGAUUGUCUCCGAGACGAGUGGAAGACCCUCGAGGGCCAGAGGAAGAGUUUUGAGAGGGAGAGGAGGAACUUCACAGAGGCAGCAAUCCGACUGAGUGAAGAGAGAAAGACCUUUGAGGAAGAACGCGCCACGUGGCUCAAACACCAGUUUUUAAACUCGAGCCCUUUUGCCGACUCCAAGAAACCACAGUCGCACUGUGCCUUUCAGACACUAGCUGAAAAAGAGCCCAGUAGAGCAUCGCUUCCUGAAAGGGCCGUCACCUCUCCCACCCCUGGAUGUGCACCAAGUGUAUCAUCCUCCACAUCGGACCUGCUUCACACAUUAAGCAUCAUCUGUGAAAACAGCUCCACCAAACCAAAGAGGAGCGAAGAUGCGGGUGAUGCCAGCUUCUUGGCAGCGCAGCACAAAUGGUGGAUUAGCGGCGGGGACCACAGCAGCCUCACGCUCACACGGAACAACGUCUCUAUCUGAGAAUAAAGGCCGAUGUCCAUGCACUGAGCUACAGUGCAUUCCAAAGUAUUGAGACUUCAGGAUUUUUGGGACCCAUGACCCGAGGGAGGAUAAAAGCAAUUGAAGAUGGAUGGAUGUUGGAGGUAUUUUGUAUGAUAUGGUCAGUUGUGGCCAUUUUGUUUUCAUUCAGAUGUUUUCUAUCGAGAUUUUGUGGAAAAUGUUUUCUCUUGUACUGUUUGGCUAUCAUAUUAGAGCCCUGGGGGUGUUCAGUACAAGAAAGAACCAUGUAAGGCUCAUUGGUUAUGGGUGUCAUUCGAAUGAAUGUUCUUUUUUUGUGUUUAGAGACACAGUAGACAUAUAUGAUAGUAACCUUUUUUUGUCUGAUGAUUAUGAGAUGAGUGUUCACACCUGAAAUGUGAAUUUUUCUAUUUCAAUGCAGACAAAUUUUUGAAACACUUCUGUAUGAAAUGUGUUUCCCCAUAUGCCUAUUU
Messenger RNA from Hippocampus comes (tiger tail seahorse), 2735 nucleotides. RefSeq names its product afadin- and alpha-actinin-binding protein-like. The transcript has 17 exons. NCBI's taxonomy places the organism in Eukaryota, Metazoa, Chordata, Actinopteri, Syngnathiformes, Syngnathidae. The coding region runs from base 1 to 2265 and encodes 754 amino acids. The record is from RefSeq and is a predicted model, not a curated record. Gene Ontology annotation, biological process: intraciliary transport involved in cilium assembly. Gene Ontology annotation, cellular component: centriolar satellite; ciliary basal body.